Messenger RNA from Folsomia candida, 714 nucleotides. RefSeq names its product 60S acidic ribosomal protein P1 (gene RpLP1). Gene Ontology annotation, biological process: translational elongation; cytoplasmic translation. Bases 224 to 565 code for a protein of 113 amino acids. Gene Ontology annotation, cellular component: cytosolic large ribosomal subunit; ribosome. NCBI's taxonomy places the organism in Eukaryota, Metazoa, Arthropoda, Collembola, Entomobryomorpha, Isotomidae. The transcript is spliced from 3 exons. Gene Ontology annotation, molecular function: structural constituent of ribosome; protein kinase activator activity; ribonucleoprotein complex binding. The record is from RefSeq and is a predicted model, not a curated record.
AUAUUGCCAUCCUCCACUCCUAUUAGACUGCGAGUGUCAGAGAGUGAACGUCGUGUUCCCAAUUUUCUUCGAAAUUUAGACCUUUUUCUAAACCCACAAAACUUCGUGCUUGUUCUCUUCGGAGCUAAGGCCUUUGGCAACUUGCAUCCCAACAAACCAAAAACAAUCUACACCUCUUUUCGACCCCAGUCGUUGCAUUUACUUCAACAUAAAAAGUAUUAAGAUGGCUUCAAAUGCUGAACUUGCUUGUGUCUACGCUGCACUCAUCCUGUCUGAUGAUGACAUCGCUAUCACGGGGGAGAAGAUUGCGACCAUUCUAAAGGCGGCAGGUGUGGACGUGGAGCCGUACUGGCCAGGUCUGUUCGCCAAGGCGUUGGAGGGAGUGAAGGUCAAGGAUCUCAUCACCAACGUAGGGUCCGGUGUGGGUGCUGCACCCGCCGCAGCCGCAGCUGCGCCAGCGGCAGCCGCCGCCGGAGGUGGCGACAAAGGGGGCAAGAAAAAGGAGGAGAAGAAGGAAGAGUCCGAAGAGGAGGAUGACGACAUGGGCUUUGGUCUGUUUGACUAAUGUCCAAGUUUCUCAUCGCUCGACAAAACAACUUCUGACAAGAAAUCAAAUGUGUUCCAGACUUGAAUUUAUACAUUUUUAUUUGUUAACUAUAUAAGCUCAUGGUGUGGACAUGUUUUGAUUUAAAUAAAAUCCAGCUCAACGGAUUA